AUGAUUACGCCGAACAGACAGCUCCAGUCACCACCCCACCGCCAGAUCACCAUCGAGGAAUUGGCCAAGAAGCUCGAUAAUCUCACAGCGUACAUCUACCGCCAGGACAGUUUCAGAAUUUUCGGAUCUCGGGAUUUUGAGUAUUCGACCAUCUUCUCAAAUGUUAUCCUCAAUUCGAAAAUUGAAAAUGUCCUUUUGAAAAGAACGCACUAUACCAUCGAUGCUGCCACCACCAAAGAUCCACACUGGGUACGAUCAUUGAGAGGAACUGAGAUAAUCGGAAGUCAAGUUUUUUUCCUGCUCCACACUACCCUUGAUUAUGGAGCAUUAUAUAACGAAUACUUCGAAGACAAGUGUUUGAAUAUCAUCUUGUUCUCUGAAGCUCUCCGACUUUCAAUCCGCAAUCAACUGUCAUUCAACCACGGAGAGGUGAAGUUGAGUAUGAAGAUCAAGUUGCGAGAAAAUUACGAAGAGCUGUUCCGAUAUGACCACACCGGUCCUCUCUUUGAGGUAAUCAGCGUGACCGUUGACAACCACUUCUACUGA
This is a messenger RNA of Caenorhabditis remanei, 546 nucleotides long. RefSeq lists its product as uncharacterized. The transcript has 5 exons. NCBI's taxonomy places the organism in Eukaryota, Metazoa, Nematoda, Chromadorea, Rhabditida, Rhabditidae. The record is from RefSeq and is a predicted model, not a curated record. Bases 1 to 546 code for a protein of 181 amino acids.